Molecule: messenger RNA, 3194 nt
Organism: Dipodomys spectabilis (banner-tailed kangaroo rat)
Lineage: Eukaryota; Metazoa; Chordata; Mammalia; Rodentia; Heteromyidae
Gene: Lpcat1
Product: lysophosphatidylcholine acyltransferase 1
Exons: 14
Coding region: 1-1602 (533 amino acids)
Molecular function (GO): calcium ion binding
Source: RefSeq, a predicted model, not a curated record
AUGAGGCUGCGGGGCCGCGCGCUGCGGGCCGCGCCCGCCUCCGGCGCCCGGGCCGACUCGGCGCCGCGGCUGGCGCCCCCGGGGCGGAACCCCUUCGUGCACGAGCUGCGCCUGAGCGCCCUGCAGAAGGCCCAGGUGGCCGUCAUGUCGCUGACCCUGUUUCCCAUCCGCCUCCUGUUUGCUGCCUUCAUGAUGCUGCUGGCCUGGCCGCUGGCACUGGUGGCCUCGCUGGGGCCUCCUGACAAGGAGCCCGAGCAGCCCCCGGCCUUGUGGAGGAAGGUUGUGGACUUUCUGUUGAAGGCCAUCAUGCGCACUAUGUGGUUUGCCGGUGGCUUCCACCGCAUAGCUGUGAAGGGACAACAGGCCCUGCCCACCGAAGCCACCAUCCUGACCCUGGCACCACACUCAUCCUACUUCGAUGCUAUCCCUGUCACUAUGACCAUGUCCUCCAUUGUGAUGAAGGCGGAGAGCAGGAACAUCCCGAUCUGGGGAACCCUGAUACGGUACAUACGCCCAGUGUUCGUGUCCCGGUCCGACCAGGACUCGCGCAGGAAGACUGUGGAGGAGAUCAAGAGGCGGGCGCAGUCUGGCACGUGGCCUCAGAUAAUGAUUUUUCCAGAAGGAACCUGUACAAAUAGGACCUGCCUGAUCACCUUCAAACCUGGUGCCUUCAUCCCCGGGGUCCCGGUGCAGCCCGUGGUGUUGCGGUAUCCAAACAAACUGGACACCAUCACGUGGACGUGGCAAGGACCUGGAGCGUUGAAAAUCCUGUGGCUGACGCUGUGCCAGUUUCACAACCAAGUGGAGAUAGAGUUCCUUCCCGUGUACCACCCUUCCGAGGAGGAGGAGAGGAGCCCCGCCCUGUACGCCAGCAACGUGCGGCGCGUCAUGGCCGAGGCCUUGGGCGUCUCGGUGACUGACUACACGUUCGAGGACUGCCAGCUGGCCCUGGCAGAAGGCCAGCUCCGGCUCCCUGCUGACACCUGCCUGCUAGAGUUCGCCAGGCUCGUGCGGGGUCUCGGGCUAAAACCAGAAAAACUUGAAAAAGACCUGGACAAAUACUCAGAACGUGCCAAGAGGAGGAGCGGGGAGAGGAUCGGUCUGUCCGAGUUCGCUGAGUACCUGGAGGUCCCCGUCUCCGACACCCUGGAAGACAUGUUCUCACUAUUUGACGAGAGUGGAGACGGCAAGAUGGAUCUGCGCGAGUACCUGGUGGCCUUGUCUGUGGUCUGCAGGCCUUCCCGGACGCUGGACACCAUUCAGCUGGCAUUCAAGAUGUACGGGUCGCCGGAGGACGGCAGCGUGGAUGAGGACCGGCUGUCCUGCAUCCUCAGGACCGCCCUGGGAGUGGCAGAGCUCACCGUGACCGACCUGUUCCAGGCCAUUGACCACGAAGAGAAGGGGAGAAUCACAUUUGCUGACUUCAGCAGGUUUGCAGAGAUGGUCCCCAGCUUCGCAGAGGACUACCUGUAUCCGGAUCAGACCCGGCGGGACAGCUGCACGCACACGCCAGCGGCCCCCAUCCCCAACGGCUUCUGUGCUGACUUCAGCCCCGACGGCCCGGGCGUGGGGAGCAGGCCUUCCUGCAAGAAGCUGGACUAGGCUGGGAGACGGACCGAGGCCCGGCGCUGCCCCCACGGCCGCGGGCCCAGGCCGCCCGGCUCCUCUCCGCAUGCUGUCUGCGCCCGAGCUUCCGGACACUGUUUCUUUGUGAGGUGUUUCCGAGCCCAGCGCGUGCAAACACCGUGUGCUGUGCUCGCGGGGAGCCUGGGGCCACGCCGCGCGGGGUGUGGGUCUCCCGUGGGUCGGGACUGCACCGGCUGGCAGCCUCCAGCUCUGAGUGUCCAUCCAUCUUUUCCAGCAUUCCUUCCCGGGCCGGGCGGCGGCCGGGCACGCGCACUCGCCGCUCCUCUGCGCAUGACCGUGGUCCCGGCCACCCCGCGCCCCCUCCCCACCCCGUGGGCUCGGCGCGGGGCCAUCGCCCAGUUUUUUAAGCAUUUCUAUAUUUGUGUGGAGCUCAUUAGUAUUUUAUAAACCUCAUUUAGGUACUUUGGAAAACAUUCAACUUUUUUUAAAAAAAGAGAAACUUGUUUUUCUACUUCAUUUCUCUUGUGAGCACCAGAGGACAUUUAUUUACAGAGUGGGGGGCGUGGCGGGUCCGUCCCUUCCGCGGGGACUCCCGCCGUUUGACACCUUCUGAGCUCUCCUCAAGCCUUUUUAAUCCCUCUCUUUUUUAUAAAUGUGACCCGUUUGGUAUUUCUGUUUCCAUACACUGAGAUCUGCUUCCUCGGAUUAAAGCCUAUGGUGAAGGGCCAUGCGGUCGCCCAUCCACCUGCUCCCCCUCCCGGCAGCUGACCGCGGCCUCCCCCUGGCCAGGCCCUGGUGUCACUUUCUCUUGCUCACCGUUGUGGCCACUUAGGACGAAGCAGCCACUCUGAGUGAGGAGUGUAGCCGGUUCCUCCAUGCAGGGCGGCAGCCACUGGCCACGUCUCUGCCAACACAGGGAUACCUUUGAAGUUACCUGGCUUUGUUGCUUUUGAUGACACAGAAACCCACCCUUGAAGCACAAAGGUGGAGUGGAUUUGAUUUGUUUCCUUACAUGGCCUAGGUUUGGAACUUAUUUCUAAGAUGAAUUGGAGGUUCCACUGGGGCAUUUUUAUAGAAAUGGCUCUACGGCCAGUGAGCCCGGGGGCUGACGCACGCAGCCUCCUUGGUGAGUGCCUGGCAUGCGUCCCCCCCAGGAGACCGGCAGAAAACCCGAACCCCAGCCACCCAGCACACACUGCCACGGGACAGCGCAGCGCGGUCUCGGGCCGGCCCGGCACCCCGGGCCCGAGGGCUGCAGAUGUUUGAAUGCAGCCUUGGUAGCUAAUAGUGGGUGUUUUUAUAAUUAGAGAAUGCAUAAAAUUCAUUUUUUUUAAAAACUGACAAAGGAGCAAUGACGGAGGUAAUAACUAAGAUACUCGGGGGCCCAGCCCCCUUCCCGCGGGCCUGCAGAUGAAGGGGUUCUCACGAAAUGCCACCUCUGAGACGCAGGCUCGGAAUCGAUGUUUGCUCCUCCUGACUCCGUUUCUCUCACGGUGACCUCGGUCACGGCAUCAGGACUGUGAAUGUGUACAGCGGGCGGGGCUGCGGGACGGGUCCGUGUAAAAAACUAGAUUUUCAGUGGAAUAAACAACGUAAAGUCUUGCGUA